This is a messenger RNA of Seriola aureovittata, 8411 nucleotides long. RefSeq names its product IQ motif and Sec7 domain ArfGEF 2b (gene iqsec2b). Gene Ontology annotation, biological process: actin cytoskeleton organization; regulation of ARF protein signal transduction. The coding region runs from base 1410 to 5999 and encodes 1529 amino acids. Gene Ontology annotation, molecular function: protein binding; guanyl-nucleotide exchange factor activity. The record is from RefSeq and is a predicted model, not a curated record. The transcript has 14 exons. Lineage: Eukaryota; Metazoa; Chordata; Actinopteri; Carangiformes; Carangidae.
CGAUGCGCUCCAGAGGAAAAGCCGCACGCAUCGCUGCAGCUCAGACGCGCAAGGAGCGAAACCUCUGUGUGUUUCUGCACCACCGCGAAGAAGAUUCACCGCUACACUCUUUGACCAUGGAUUACCGACCUGACACAGCGGAAACUCGUCUCAGAUAAGUAGGAAAUAACUCAACCUGUUUUUUUAGACGGAUUUCAGAUCGGCGUCUAAAGCGGCAAAAACAAAAGUACAGUUUAAAGAUCUGACACAGCCUAUUGACACUUUUCGGACAGUAUAUAUAUAUUCCGGAUAGUUGUUGACCAUUAAGAGGUGUCAAGUUUUAUCUCCAAGAUCAGUCUUUUUGAAUGCGUGUCGUGGAAGUAAACUCUGCAUUUUUCUUGGAUGAAAAAAGAGACACACGCUUUGGGAACUAAUCUGAAUGUAAAGCACUGGGAUGUAGUUUUGGCGGAGCAGAGGGGAGGUUUUGGACCUCGACAAUGAACUUCGUAAACCACCUCUGCUUACUUUCUGCGCUUUAAAGACACACCGAGCCAUGGGUUGAAAGCGACGAUGAUAGACUGCGGGGAUAUUCAUCGUGGGAGGGAGCAGAAUUUUCUGUGUUAUGUAAUGAUUGACGGUGCCUGAUAAUUAGCGGUAGAUCAUAACCAGCACCACCCCCCCAUUACCCCCUACCCCCUUCCCCCUCCUUCCCCUCUAUGUCCAGGAAGCUUAAAGGUUGGUUGAUGUAUCUGAGAUGUUUUGGAAUUAACUAAAAGCUGAUACCAGAGCUCUUCAAGCAGAUGAGCAGGAUAUGUUACAGGUCAAUUCCUCUCUCCAAUCUUUUUUUUUUUUUUUUUUUGCUCAGAGAGUCAUCAAGGCAAGUUAAAGUUAAUUACAGAUCCUUGAACAGAGUCAUUUAGAAGAUACUUACCUCUGUCACUCCCUCCCCCAUCCAAUCUCAGUUUGUUUUUUUGUUUUUUUAAAAAAGAUUUUGGUUAAUGAAUUCAAAUUCAUCAUGAUUCAUCAUCCAACUCUUGAACUCCUCCAUGCUGAUUUGGCAUGGUCUUACAAGAUGACGGUGACUUCAGGAAAUCAGACAAUCAACAGUGUCUUGAGCUUCUCUUUGAGCUUUCUACUCUCUUCUUGGCAUUGCAACGUCUUUAAUGGCUACUAAGAUGCUAUAAUGCUCAUGUCUGACCUCAGAUUUGGGGAUAUGUAGUCACCCUGAACUUCUCCACCUCUUAAAUCUCUGUGACUUCCUGUUUCUGAACAUCUGAAGCUCAUAGUUCAUCUUCACCAGAGCCUUUGUUGGUCCCUCCCUCCCCCCCACUCAUCAGGGCUGGUGGGGGGGGCGGAUCUCGACCCCACGGGGGGUCGAAACCGUGGUGGUGGCUGGUGGUGGUCAUACCCGUAGAGGCAGGGCUCCCACCAUGGAGACCAGCCCAGAGAGCCCCAACCGGGCAGUGGAGUACCUCCUGGAGCUCAACAACAUCAUCGAGAGCCAGGCCAAGCUCCUGGAGACCCAGCGCCGGCGCAUCGAAGAGCUGGAGGGCCAGCUGGACCGGGUCAGCCAGGAGAACCAGGACCUGAGGCAGGAGCGCAGCCCACGGACGCCUGGUUCGGAGACCCCGGAGCAGAACCACAACCACAGCCAGCCUCUGUCUCUCCCCAUCCAUCAUGGCAGUGGCGGUGGUGGCGGUGGUGGCGGUGGUGGCGGUGGUGGCGGUGGUGGCGGUGGUGGUGGUGGCGGCAGCAGCGGGAACGGUAGCACCACAACUGCUCAGGCGACUGCUGGAUCAACCACAACUCCAGGGCCCAGCAGGGAGAGGAGGACCCACACCAGGCUGACCAGAGGCCUCUCCUGCGGCUCCUCCACCACUGAACGAGACCAGCUUGAACGCACCGACAGCACAGACACCAACACCAGCUCCACCUUACGCAGAAAUGUGGAAGGGGAGUCCCAGUGUCCAGAGACGGGCACCCACAAAGACAACCCUUUCAGCCAGACACAUUACCUGCGCGGCUCAGAACGCUACAGUGACAGCAGCAGCAGCGCACCCUCUGGUAGCAGGGGCCCUUCAUGUGUGGCUGCCUCCAGCUCAGCCAGCUUGGCCUGGGCGCUACGAACACGCCACCAGCCUGCGAGUUUGGCCCUCCGCAAGCAAGAGGAAGAGGAGAACAAGAGGUGCAAGGCCCUUUCAGACAGCUACGAGCUCUCGACAGAUCUGCAGGAUAAGAAGGUGGAGAUGCUGGAGAGAAAGUACGGUGGCUCUUUUGUAAGUCGCAGAGCAGCGAGGACCAUUCAGACAGCUUUCAGACAGUAUCGCAUGAACAAGAACUUUGAGCGCCUCAGAAGCUCAGCGUCAGAGAGCCGCAUGACACGGCGCAUCAUCCUGUCCAACAUGAGACUGCAGUAUUCCUUUGAUGAGCGACAGCCUCAGCAGCAGGCCCAGACACAGACCAACUUCACCCACAGUGUGGCCAUAGGGCCUCCUCAUUCCCCCGACACAGACCGCCCAGGAGACUACACCCACUUAGAGGACUCCUUCUCCAAACAGGUCAAGUCCUUAGCGGACUCAAUAGAUGAUGCCCUUACCUGCCGCGCGGGUCGCGAUGACUCCCAGGAGGGCAGCAGGGAGGGUGGAGGGAUAAGUGAAGACUUUGGGGAGUGUGUGUGGAGCAGCAGCAGCAACCCAUCUUCCCAAAGAGGUUUGGGAGAAAGAGCCAGAGGAGCUGGAGGAGGACUCAGUAUGCACGGCGACAGUACGGCCACCUCGUACAGUGACGUCACCCUUUACAUGGAUGAUGGCAUGCCGUCCUCGCCCUUGUCCCUUGACCGAGCGCCCAGCAGCACGGAUACAGAGUACUGGGGCCCCGGUGGUGGCGUUGGAGGACGUGAGGACAGCAGGGACACCGAGGGAGGGGGUAGCAGUAACAGUCGGCGCAGCACCCCGUGCACCGAGUGCAGGGACUAUCGUCUGAGGGGCGCACAUCUGCCCCUUCUCACUAUUGAGCCGCCCAGUGACAGCUCAGUGGACAUGAGUGACCGUUCAGACCGGGGCUCUCUGAGCAGACAGCUGGUCUAUGAGCAGGAGCCCGGGGUAGGAGCUGGCUCCCCUCAGGGAACCCUAAAACAUUCCCCCAACACAGGCACCCGCCCGUCCUCCACAGCAGCUGCCCAGGGUCAGACUCGGGCCCCGGGCAGACCCAUACCAACACACAUCCCUCACCAGGUGGCAGCUCACCACCACCACCACCACCAUCCUAUCCACCACCAUCAGUACCCUGACACACCUUCAUCCUCCUCGUCCCCGCAGCAGCCCCCCACCACCCCGCUCUCCUCCUCCUCCUCCACAGCUCUACCCCCCGGAGGUCUGGAGCAGCCAUGCUGCUCCGAUGGAGACAAUGACUCACUCAACUCCACAACCAAUUCCAACGAGACAGUCAACUGCAGCUCGGGCUCCUCCUCUCAGGACAGCCUGCGGGAGCCUCUGCCUCCUCUGGGCAAGCAGACCUACCAGAGAGAGAGUCGCCAUAGCUGGGACUCUCCGCCCUUCAACAGUGAUGUGGUGCAGAGACGCCAGUACCGCAUAGGUCUCAACCUCUUCAACAAGAAGCCAGAGAAAGGAAUCCAGUACCUGAUUGAGAGAGGGUUUGUAUCUGACACUCCAGUCGGGAUUGCUCGCUUCAUUCUAGAGAGGAAGGGCCUCAGCAGGCAGAUGAUCGGAGAGUUCCUGGGAAACCGACAGAAACAAUUCAACAAAGAUGUUUUAGACUGUGUGGUGGAUGAGAUGGACUUCUCAGGUAUGGACCUGGAUGACGCUCUGAGGAAAUUCCAGGCUCAGAUUAAAGUCCAGGGAGAAGCCCAAAAAGUGGAGCGGCUCAUAGAGGCUUUCAGUCAGAGAUACUGUGUGUGUAAUCCAACCCUGGUUCGGCAGUUCCAGAACCCGGACACCAUCUUCAUCUUGGCCUUUGCCAUAAUCCUCCUGAACACAGACAUGUACAGUCCCAACGUCAAAGCCGAGAGGAAGAUGAAACUAGAGGAUUUCAUCAAGAAUUUGAGAGGCGUAGACAAUGGUCAGGAUAUACCCAGGGACCUGCUUGUUGGGAUCUACCAGCGGAUACAGAAAUGGGAGCUACGGACCAAUGAUGACCACGUAUCCCAAGUGCAGGCAGUGGAAAGAGUCAUUGUGGGCAAGAAGCCUGUGCUGUCCCUUCCCCAUCGUAGGCUGGUGUGUUGCUGCCAGCUCUAUGAGGUGCCUGACCCAAACAGACCUCAGAGGACAGGAGUACACCAACGAGAGGUCUUCCUCUUUAAUGACCUUCUGGUGGUGACCAAAAUCUUCCAGAAGAAGAAAACCUCAGUGACUUAUAGUUUCAGACAAUCUUUCCCUUUGGUUGAGAUGCAAGUGCACAUGUUCCAGAACUCAUACUACCCUCAUGGAGUCCGCCUGACCUCAGCAGUCCUGGGUGGGGAGAGGAAGGUUCUUAUCGUCUUUAUGGCACCCUCUCAGCAAGACCGCACCCGCUUUGUUAGUGACCUCAGGGAGAGUAUUGCUGAAGUGCAAGAGAUGGAGAAAUAUAGAGUUGAAUCGGAGCUGGAGAAACAGAAAGGCGUGAUGCGGCCAAGCUUGCUGACUGGAGGUGUGGUUGGAGGAGGCGUAGGUGUGAAGAGCGAUGUUGUGAAUGGCACCAUGGGAAGGACCAGUUUUGAUGACAACUGCUCGGUGGGUGAGGGUCUGAAACGCACAGCGCUCAGCUCAUCUCUCAGGGACCUAUCAGAGACAGGGAAACGUGGUCGCAGGAACAGUGUUGGUUCUCUGGACAGUACCAUGGAAGGCUCCAUCAUUAGCAGCCCACAGCCUCACCAGCGCUAUCCAGUGCCAGGUGUGGUUCCUGGCUGCUACGGAACAGAAGACUUCCGGCCUCACCGCCCCAUCCUGAGCCCCGGAACGGGGGUGGGGGGUGGGCCGGGGCAGCAACAUACCACUGCUGGGACAGGAGUUGGGGGAGUCUCCAGCAGUGUAGAGAGAGCAGGAGCGGGGAGCGGCCCUGGGGGGAGCAGCAACAACAACAGUGGCUCCUUCCUGGGCUCCCUAUUCGGCAGCAAACGCGCCAAACCACCAGGGCCCCUUAUUCCACCGGGGCCACCCUACCCCGCACCUGUACCCCCACUGACUACGGGAGGGCCCCCUCCUCACUCCCCUUCAUCUCUGUGCCAGUUGGAGGGGGGGCCUUCCAAAAUCCAGGCGCUGCACGCACAGUACUGUCACGCGGCCACCGUGCAGCCCCCACCACCUUACUACCAUCACCAUCGCUACCACAUCCAAACUGUCCCUCCUCCUUUGCAAGGUGUGCCCCCUCAUACUAUACAGAGAGGCCCACUACCCUGUCGUCCUGUGCUUGGCCCACCGCACGCCCAGCACCCACAGCUGGCCCAUCUCUCCCAGCUCUCCCAGCAUGGGCUUCCGGGUCGCUACGCCAACAUGGUGGUGGGAUGUCCCCCCCCCCUUUCUCCUCUCUCCCAACAUUCCCAGAACCCACAGUUCGCCCUCUACCACGUGCAGCCCACACACUCUGUCAGAGGGGGCGGCGGCCCUGGUACCAAACCUCCACUAACCUUGUCACACUCCCACCCGCACCCCCACGCACACUCCCAAACCCACCCCGGACACGUGCACACACCACACCCAGCCAGCCACUCUACCCACCAAACACACUUCAUAUUCGGCACUCUGCCCCACAACCUACCAUCCGCCUCCGUCAAUGCGCAUCACGCAGCCUCCGCCGGCCCGUAUCUGCCCCAGUACCCUCCUCUUUCUUCUAUCCCCCCUCCCCCACCACACUCCCCUUUACCCCCCCCUUCGUCCCCCCUUACCCCUCUUACACCUCUCUCCCCUCACCCCCCCCAGCACCCCGGGCAGCCUCAGCAGGGGCCACAGGUGACGGGGGCUGGAGCGACAGGUACAGGGGGCAGCUCCAAAUCCAAGCCUAUCAACCGGAUAAGUACCGUGGUGUGAGCAGGAUGUGGGGCCCCCGGGGUCAGAGGUCAGAUGAUAGAGUCGGGGAGGUGGGCAGAGCUAGGGCUAGAACCAAGUCUGCCAGGACAGAAAGUAACAGCAGCAGCGCUAGUGACAAGAGGAAACGCAGUUUGCUUCGUCUCUGUUACUUUCACCUCCGUUUCCCACAUAUGUAGGUGGAGAUAAAAAGCACAGCUAUAGCUAAACAGUAUGUGCACACAUCCUUGAAACCUGCAAACAGAGAAACACACACAUGCACAGGAACAAACAGCCCUCACAUGUCCACACACAAUGUCAAAAAAGUCUAUAGCCAUAUAAUCUAAGAUGAAGCUACAUCUAUAUCUUGGUAUUUUUGCCUCAGUUUUAAUUGUCUGAAGUCUAGUUGAGUCUGUACAAGACCAUUUACAUGUAUAGUACCAAGAUGUGAUAAUGUGACACUGGAAAACAUGGAGACACCAUAUAAAAACAGCUGCUUACAUGGGGAUGUAAAUAAAGACUCAACCACCAAAUGCAUUCCAGCGGAGUUUGGCAUUAAAAACAGCAGAGAGUUGCAAAAAAAAAUGUCCCUUGACCUUGCAAUAAUUUACUUGGCUUCAUGAUGUCUCCGUCCACUCUUGCGGGUUCCGCUUUGCUGACAGGCAUCUUUUUUUCUAAAGAAGAAGACCUCAGAUAUGUUGCUUUGUCUUAAACUUUAAAACCAGUGCACGGUUUCCUGACAGUCUUUUGCUUAAUGGUCUUUUACAUGUCAACAGGAGCCACCUGGCUUUGUAAUGCAUUCCUUGUGGGGUAUGGGAAUUAAUGAUACAAUCAAUAAUAUAUUUUGAAUGUUUCUGAAGCUUCUUGCUGUUUUAUUGAUAUUAUAAUAUACCUGCUAUGAGUAUGAUGAAUAUUGUCCAAUAAUUGUUUUGAUCAGUGAUUAAUUAUAUCAGCAGAUGUUUGUACAUGGUUAUAGAGAGUAUAUGCACAUAUAAAUUCCCUCUGUUUGCCAUAAUGACUAAAGGGUGUUCUGAUAUGUGAAGUGUGAUUUAUUUCCAUAGUACCAUGGUUUCCAUUGAGUUCAUCUUUUUUAAUAAUUAGUGUUAUUGAUUGUUGAAAAUAAUGAAUGAGGUUUAGUUUUGUUCAAAUUCAUUUGAACACUGACAAUAUUCCUCCUUUUCUGUUUUGUUUGAUGCAAACAAACAGGGGCACAAUUUCUCAAAUGGGGUGGUUAACAAAACUUGAACUUACAGAAUGGAUCUGAGCUAAUGAUUGAUUUUUGAUGUAUUUUUUUAAUGAGGAGGCUCCCAGUAAAGAAAAAAAAAAAACAUGGCUGGUGUAAAAAGACCUGGAUUUUAGAAGAUGUCAUUCCCUCGUGUUUAUACAGGUCACCUAUGCUCAUUUCCUCGCAGUCAUCAGAUUUAGUCAUUUUAUGUUUUUCUAUGUUUUGAAGAAGCACGCUUUUACAUGAGGUUUUGUGGUUUUGCACACGUGAUGUCUUAAGUCAGAAAUGGCCUUCUUCUAAUCCUCCCUUUCCUCCCACUUUUAGAAAUUGCUUAUUAUAUUUUCUGAUGCCUUGGCAUCCAGCUGAGGGCUCCUUGUUUAAAAAAUAUAACAAGAGUCAAGAAUGUAACAUAGCCUACAGGUACAUACUGUAUUUCCCUUUCUUUUUCUUUUUUUUUUCUGUGGGCCUUGUGUAAGUGUUAUUUCUUUUGCUACUGCAAUUUUUGAAGUUGAAAUGAAGCACUGAUGUGGUUUACCUCCAGUGCCAUUGAUUACCAGGGGAAAACUUCAUAGAUUCGGAUUCAGGAAAGGAUGAAUCGCUGAGGACAAAGUAAAGAAAUCUAUGGAACAAGCUACUGAAAGAGAUGAAGAAAUUCAAGAAGAUCUGAAUCCUCAAGAAUAAGGAUUUUCCAGAGAUUUGGAGAGAGUUGUGAAUGUCAAAUGAAGAUUUUAUAAGUAUAUGUUGGCUAGCCUUUUCUUUUUAUGUUGUCCAUUUUGACUCUUCUUGCAUGAAUAUAUCUGCACUUAUUGAAUAGAUUGUACUGUAUAAACCUGAAUGUACAUAUUAUACUAUACAUAGGCUUCUUAUCAUUACUAUGGGAUGAACUACUCCCAGUCUGUAUUCAGGUGCGUGCAUGUGAGUGCCACUAAGUAUGUACAUAUAAAAGAGGGACCGGGAUAGAUGUUGGCUAAAACAAAAAAUGUACUUCUUUUUCUUUUCUUAUUAUUUCAGACUGAAGGUGAGAGAAUGAGUUACUAUAAUAUAAAUUAUUAAAGCUUAAAAAAGUUUAUAUGUCAGUGCACUUAUUGAUAUUAUUUUAAACAAAUGAUUUCAAUUUUUUCUUUGUGUAUGUAUUAUGUGUACUGAAAGAAUAGAGAAUUGAGAUGUGAAUAUUUAUUGCUUCUGAUAAAUUAAAGUGUCCUUGCAGUGAA